AUGUUGAUUGAGGGUAUUGAAGGUUCCUUUAUUGCGGUUGAAACUGUAAGACAAGUUGGAGUUGAGUGCGGGAGAAGGUCUUCGCCAAGAUUUGAUUCGGAACAGGUAGAUACUAUAGGGGCUGGUGAUCAGGGUGUUGAGCUGUUUAGGCCUCAUGAACAGGCUCAUCAUCAAAUAUUUGAAGCUUUGAAGAGCCAUGUGGAACUUAUUAAUAAGGAUUCAUGCGAUGCGGGCGAGGAAAAUUCUUUUUUCGUUUGUGAUUUGAGCGAGAUUGAAAGAUUGCACAGGUACUGGAGACGGCAGUUACCUAGGAUACAGCCAUUCUACGCGGUGAAGUGUAACCCUGAUGUGAAGAUAUUGCGUAAGCUAGCGUCGCUUUCGGUGAACUUUGAUUGUGCGUCUAAGUCUGAGAUUGAGAAGGUUUUGAACUUGGGAGUUGAUCCACAAAGAAUUAUAUAUGCUAAUCCGUGUAAAGCAUCUUCGUUUAUCAGAUUUGCUGCUUCUAAGGGUGUGAGGAAGUCUACAUUUGACAAUACAGAGGAGUUACACAAAAUUGCCAGGUUCCAUCCAGAAUCCGAACUAUUUUUAAGGAUAUCGACUGAUGACUCUACUGCGCAAUGUAGGCUUUCUAAUAAAUAUGGUUGUGCACUUUCGGACGUCGAUUCCUUAUUGUUAAAGGUCAAAGAACUGAAGUUAAAUCUAGUAGGUGUUUGUUUCCAUGUUGGAUCUGGGGCUUCUGAUUUAUCAUGCAUCUUUAAAGCGGUGAAAGAUGCUCGCUAUGUUUUUGACCGUGCUGCUGAUCGUUUUGGUCUCCCCCCAUUGAGAAUACUAGAUGUUGGCGGAGGUUUCCAGUUUGAAACAUUCUAUAACUCAAGCAUUGCGUUGAAUACAGCUUUAGAUGAAUACUUCCCACAUGAAUGUGGUGUAGAAAUAAUUGCUGAGCCUGGACGGUUCUUGGCUGCCACGGCAUUUACUUUAGCAUCCCACGUCAUUGCAAAAAGACAACAAUUCGAAAAAGAAUCCAUGAUAUAUAUUAAUGACGGUGUAUAUGCAAACAUGAACUGCAUCUUGUUCGAUCACCAAGCUCCCCAAGCCAGAAUUUUAUACCACGCUGGUGACUACCAUUACAUGGAUUUCAAUUCCACUUCCAAAACCAGGACAGCCGAAUGUUCUAACCGCGUCUCAAUCUGGGGUCCUACGUGUGAUGGCUUAGAUUGCAUUACUGAAGAAUACUACACGAAAUACGACUUGAUUGUUGGAGAUUGGAUCUAUUUUCCUAAUCUAGGAGCUUAUACGUCAAGUGCUGCAACAUCUUUUAAUGGUUUCGACCAGUGCGUCGAAGUCAUCUAUAUACAGUCAGACAAAUAA
Messenger RNA from Eremothecium cymbalariae DBVPG#7215, 1368 nucleotides. RefSeq names its product ornithine decarboxylase SPE1 (gene SPE1). Gene Ontology annotation, cellular component: cytoplasm. The transcript has a single exon. NCBI's taxonomy places the organism in Eukaryota, Fungi, Ascomycota, Saccharomycetes, Saccharomycetales, Saccharomycetaceae. Gene Ontology annotation, molecular function: ornithine decarboxylase activity. The record is from RefSeq and is a predicted model, not a curated record. Bases 1 to 1368 code for a protein of 455 amino acids.